AUGUCAAGAUACCACAAAGCAGCUAUUGAUGGAUAUCUGGAUCUCCUUAAGGAAGCCACCAGGAAAGAUCUGAACACCCCAGAUGAAGACGGAAUGACACCAACCCUCUGGGCUGCAUUCCACGGACAUCUUGAGGCACUUCAACUUAUAUGUAGCAGAGGAGGGGACCCUGACAGAAGUGACAUUUGGGGCAACACCCCUUUGCACCAUGCAGCAACUAAUGGCCACUUGCACAUUCUGAACUUCUUGGUCAACUUUGGUGCCAACCUCUUCUGUCUGGACAAUGACUUUCACACUGCCAUGGAUGUGGCUGCCUCACGUGACCGCAUGGAUUGUGUGCGUUUUCUAGACAAUGCUGCCUCAAAGCAGACCAUCCAGAACCCCAAGAAGGUGAUCCGUUUAAAAGAGCAGGCCAUCAAGGAGGCAGAGAGGCGGGUGAAGAUGUGCGAGAAGGUCAAGAAACGGCAUAAGAGUAAAAUGGAUAAGAUGUACCGUAGCCCUGUUUCUGAGAACAGAGUGGCCUCCUCCAGUGCAGACACCAUUAGUGUCAAUGAUCAGUUCUCAAAGGUGAUUGCCUCUGACAUCUCCGGCUCCCUAACUGCAAGGGUCAAGGGCACCCUCCAGCGCAAAUUUGGAAGGAAGGAUAAGAGUGAGGCUGAGCAGCAGAGUGACAGUAACGUCAUCUAUGUGAAGCAGGAGAAUGGGACCACAGACCAGCCGGACUUUGUAGAAGUUUUCACUGAGCAGGGUGAAGCUGAAGAGGAUGAAGAUGGAAGGAGAGGAAUGGGAUUUGAAGAUGAGGAAGAUUUAGAGUCCACAAAGGAGUCCAUAUUCAAUAGACCUGGCCUAGGGACUAUGGUCUUCAGGAAGAAUUUAUCUAUGGCAGUGGGUAUGGAGGCAGAUGAUUUUCCCUCUGUUACCACAGAAGAUUUUGGCUUCUGCAUCCGUGAGGAGGUGUUCCACUCUGUGGACGAUGGCACUGAGGAAGCUGAAGAUGGGGAAAUUCCAUGGAAUGAGGAGGAUAUUGUUUGGGAUGAGGAAGAGGAGGAGACAUCACCCCUGGCUGCCUUCCUGGCCUCUCUUAACCUAGUUGAUUUUGCUCCUGUGUUUAACCGUGAGCAGCUGGACUUGGAGGGGCUCAUGCUAUGCUCAGAUAAUGACCUGAAGGGCGCCCAAAUCCAGUUGGGGCCUCGAAAGAAAAUCCUUGAGGCAGUUGCACACAGAAGGAAGGCUCUUGAGAAUCCCAGAACCAUUACGGACAGCCAUCUGUGA
Scleropages formosus (Asian bonytongue) is the source of this 1272-nucleotide messenger RNA. It is a transcript of the gene anks4b, whose product is annotated as ankyrin repeat and sterile alpha motif domain containing 4B. NCBI's taxonomy places the organism in Eukaryota, Metazoa, Chordata, Actinopteri, Osteoglossiformes, Osteoglossidae. Bases 1 to 1272 code for a protein of 423 amino acids. Gene Ontology annotation, molecular function: protein binding. The record is from RefSeq and is a predicted model, not a curated record. The transcript is spliced from 2 exons.